Messenger RNA from Gymnogyps californianus (California condor), 1929 nucleotides. It is a transcript of the gene ISM1, whose product is annotated as isthmin 1. Gene Ontology annotation, biological process: negative regulation of angiogenesis. Lineage: Eukaryota; Metazoa; Chordata; Aves; Accipitriformes; Cathartidae. The coding region runs from base 1 to 1791 and encodes 596 amino acids. The record is from RefSeq and is a predicted model, not a curated record. The transcript is spliced from 7 exons.
AUGGAGCCAGGGCUGCCCGCAGAGACGCCGCCGGCCCGCGGCCCCGUCGCGGCUACCUGCCGCCCCCCGCCGCAGCCGGGCAGCGCCGGGAUUUUCGCCGCCGCCGCCGCGGCGUCCCGCCCCGACGUGGCUCCGCCGUGGUGUGGCGGCCCCCGCUGCUGCUGCUGCUGCUGCUGCCGCCGCUGCCCUGCGCCCGCCGCCCGCCCCGCCGACGCCGAGAGCGGCGCGGUCCCCGCCGCCCGUCCUGCGGCUGCCGCGGCCGGCCCUGGGGCCGGGGCCUCUCCGGCGGCGGCGGCGGCGGCUGCCCCGCCGGCGGCGGCGGCCGCCGCGGCUCCUCCUCCUCCUCCGCCUCCUCCACGGCCGCCGCCGCCGCGGGGCCCUAAAGCCGCCCGGCUCAAGAGGAUGGUGCGGCUGGCGGCCGAGCUGCUGCUGCUGCUGGGGCUCCUCCUGCUCACCUUGCACAUCACCGUGCUGCGCGGCGGCGGCGGCGAGCCCCACGCCCCCACGGGCGCCGGCAACCACAGCCAGCGGCAGAACACACUCACUGCAGAUGACCGUUCUCCUGAAGACAGCUUCACCCUGAACCCCGAGGACAGAAGAGAAUACCCUGAUCUCCAGGCUGCCCACCGGCCGUUCCCUAAGCAGCGAUUCAGGCAGGAAAAUGGACAUACGUCCUUGCAAAGAGAUGGACCCAGAUCUUUCCUCCUGGAUCUCCCAAACUUCCCUGACCUGUCAAAAGCAGAUAUCAAUGGGCAGAAUCCCAACAUUCAGGUUACCAUUGAAGUGGUGGAUGGCCCCGACACCGAGACAGACCAGGAUCUGCAGAAAGAGAGCAGCAAGCCUAGCUGGCCAGUCCCAUCACCUGACUGGAGAAACUGGUGGCAGAGGUCCUCCACCUUGACUCGCAUGAGCAGCGGUGACCAGGACUACAAGUAUGACAGCACUACUGAGGACAGCAACUUCCUAAACCCUCUCGGUGGGUGGGAUAGUCAUGCACCCGGUCACCGGACAUUUGAGUCCAAGGAGCAGCCGGAGUAUGAUUAUAUUGAUGGUGAGGGAGACUGGAGCCCGUGGUCCCUUUGUAGUGUCACCUGCGGGAGUGGCAAUCAGAAGCGGACGAGGUCCUGCGGGUACGCCUGCACUGCCACUGAGUCACGGACCUGCGACAGGCCCAACUGCCCAGGGAUCGAAGAUACCUUCCGGACAGCUGCCACAGAAGUGAGCUUACUUGCAGGAAGUGAAGACUUCAACGCUACCAAACUGUUUGAAGUUGAUACUGAUAGCUGUGAAAGAUGGAUGAGCUGCAAAAGCGAGUUCUUGAAGAAAUACAUGCACAAAGUGGUCAAUGAUCUUCCCAGCUGCCCGUGCUCCUACCCCAGAGAAGUCGCGUACAGCACUGCUGAAAUCUAUGAUCGAAUUAAAAGGAAAAACUUCCGCUGGAAAGAUGCAAGUGGUCCAAAGGAAAAACUGGAGAUCUAUAAGCCCACUGCACGAUACUGCAUCCGCUCCAUGCUCUCGUUGGAAAGCACAACGCUUGCAGCACAGCACUGCUGCUACGAUGAUAAUAUGCAGCUGAUUACCAGAGGGAAAGGGGCAGGUACACCAAACCUGAUCAGCAUCGAAUUCUCAGCAGAACUCCAUUACAAAGUGGACAUUCUGCCUUGGAUUAUAUGCAAAGGUGACUGGAGCCGAUACAACGAAGCGCGGCCUCCAAACAAUGGGCAGAAGUGUACAGAAAACCCUUCAGACGAAGACUACUACAAGCAAUUUCAAGAAGCGAGAGAAUACUGAGAAGAUUUUCCUCCUCUUCAGACACAAAAUAGCAUUCGUUUCCUGGAUGCCAAAGAACUGAUAACGGCUGCUGCAUUGUCUCCUUGAUCAGUUUCUUUCUAAUGAAUGUAUAUAGUUGUAAUAUAAUACAUAAGUAUU